This is a messenger RNA of Branchiostoma floridae (Florida lancelet), 1956 nucleotides long. Its product is annotated as mucin-2-like. The transcript has 6 exons. Lineage: Eukaryota; Metazoa; Chordata; Leptocardii; Amphioxiformes; Branchiostomatidae. The coding region runs from base 335 to 1342 and encodes 335 amino acids. The record is from RefSeq and is a predicted model, not a curated record.
GUUAAGUUUACAAACAGUUCUGAUCAAUGGUGGUAUUUGUUCAUUGAUAAUAGAAUGCGAGAAUGGUGGUACAUUUAGGACACAAUCCAGAAGUACAAUCGAAACAGACGACCACCCGGCCCCGUACCCACUGGAACCCUGCACCUGGACACUGGAGGUGAGGCAAAGCUCGGUGGUCCUGCUGACCUUCAACACUUUCGAUGUCUGGCCGUGGACAACCCGAGGUUGUACCGGUGACUCUGUAACUAUCAUCGAUGGAGCCAGCAACGGCACCAAACUUGGUGAGUUUUGUGGGCAGGUCCUCCCGCCUGCCUUCGUCUCCACUGGGAACACCAUGACUGUCAUCAUGAAGGUGGGAAACUACCGGAACAGCUUCACGGGUUUCUCAGCUACAUUCAGACCAGCUCAGCCAGACCUGGACUCUGGCUGUAAUGACCUGUCAUCCUGGACUGAGUCCAGCAGGGGCGCCAUCGCAUCCAUGUUCUACGGCACUGAGAACUACGUUAACGACGCCUACUGUAGGUGGACAAUCACUGUCGUCACAGGGAAAUCCAUCCGCUUGACUUUCCCCAGAAGCUUUGAAGUCGACGUGGCGCUUGGUUGCAGUGGAGCAGAUAACCUCAAGGUCUCUGCAAAUGGCGUGGAGAUAGGGACAUACUGUGGUUCCAGUAAAGCCAACACAGGUCCUGCAGACAUUCUGUCCUGCUUCCAUGAGAUGACGGUGGAGUUCAGCACUGACUCCGCUGGGACAUCACCUGGCUUCAUUGCUGAGUUCUUUGAAAUAGACUGCAUGAGUACCACUACGGUUCGUCCUACUAGUGUGGUAUCUGGUUCAGGAGGCAGUACUAGCGGAGGUUCAGCUACUGAUGGCAGGGACACUACUACAGCUGCUGCUGCUACAACCACUUCACCAACAACUACAUUGAUGGCAACAACCCUGAAAGCUACGACACCUGUACAAACAAUGACACCCCCUCCUUCUACAGCUGACGCAUCAAGAAGGAUGUCCACUGCAUCCACAAGGAGGGAACCGACAACGGCUUCACCAACAACUACAUCAAUGGCACCCACGACCAUACCAGUGUCUACUAGUACAGUCACUACUUCUGCUGGGAGAAAUCCCAUCCCACACCCCAAACCAUCAGUCCAGUCAUGGAUCGUACCAACCGUGGUAGGGGGUGUACUGCUGGCUGUGAUACUGAUCAUCACAUGCUGCUGUAUCCAGUAUUGUGGAGAGGAUGAUUGUGAAGAUGAGUCAAGGGUCUAUGAGCAAUCCGAGACUGUCAAUCAGAGGCAAAAUUCAAACGAAAUCCAAAUCAUUAUGAUCAGCAACAUUAGGUGAGGAAGAAAGAAACAAAAGCAUGUCAUUGAACAACUUGUGCAACUUUGUCCACUGAAAGGUGGAUAGUAGUUACAACUGUAUACAUGCCAAAUAUUCAUCGCCUUGUGAACUUUUUAAGACAUAAUAUUUACUGAUGUCCUGGGCAAUAUUGUUGGCCCUUUUUUUCAACUAGUAUACUGUAUGUUUGUUUGUAACUUGUUGUAGGAGGAUGUGCAGAUUCUGUAACCUUGUACAUGAAUGUAGUCAAUAAGAUCACCAGGAGUACAUCUUCCUUCAUUUUCAUUUCUGUGUUAUUGCUGCCUUUAUAGGGUUCUGUACAACGUAUCUCAAUGUUUGCUAUGAAUCAAUGGCCAAACUGUUCAAAAACUCUUUACUAGUGGUGAACAAUCCAUCCUGUUACAUAUAGCAGAUUAUUCAAGUAGAUAAUGCCAGGAUAGACCCAGCUUUUGUAGGGACUAAUACAUGACUGAUGUAUAAGCAUGGUGUGACGACUAGCAGACCACUGCCAACAUGUGUUAGGGACCCAUGCUGCAACAUAGUCAAAUACUGGAACCAAUAUUACUAAUGAUACUCUACUAUAAUAAAGCUAUAACUGUUCUAUACAGGUACCAGUG